UGAGACAACUCAUCUUACAAGUGGCCCGCGGUGAAGAGAGGCUUUCCUCAAGUUUUAUACAUCCUUUUCUUUCGGAUAAUAAACUAAUUGAAUCUAACCGUCCGGGGCCCGGGACACCGAGAAAAUGGCUGCUCUUUCAGCCUGGUUCUGGAACGAGAGGUUUUGGCUCCCACACAACGUAACCUGGGCGGAUCUGGCAGACCCAGCUCCCGGGGUGGAGUACCCCAAAGCUGGACACUUGUUUACUGCCCUGCCGCUCGCUUUGGGGAUAUUCGCCGUCAGGAUACUCUUCGAAAGAUUUAUUGCCAGUGCCUGUGCCCGGAGUCUCCACAUCAGUCCAGGUGUUGGACGAAGAGCUCAGCCCAAUGCAGUGCUGGAGAAAGUGUUUACAUCCAUCACAAAGAAUCCAGACACUCGCCAUCUGGAUGGCUUGUCUAAGCAGCUGGACUGGGAGGUACGGAAGGUCCAGCGUUGGUUCAGACACCGCAGGAACCAAGACAAACCCAGCACACACACUAAGUUCUGCGAGAGCAUGUGGAGGUUUACAUUUUAUUUGUGCAUAUUUAUCUAUGGAUUCCGGUUUCUGUGGCAGUCUCCUUGGAUGUGGGAUACACGGCAUUGCUGGUACGGUUAUCCCUAUCAGGCCAUGACUCUGGGUCUUUACCACUACUAUGUGACAGAACUGGCUUUCUACUGGUCACUUAUGUUCUCCCAGUUCACUGACAUUAAAAGGAAGGACUUCCUGAUCAUGUUCAUCCAUCACCUGGCGACAGUCGGCCUGGUCAGCUUUUCUUACGUCAACAACAUGGCACGAGUUGGGAGCCUCGUGAUGUGUGUACACGAUGCCUCUGACUUCCUGCUGGAGGCAGCCAAGCUGGCCAACUACGCUAAAUACCAGCGCCUGUGUGACUUCCUCUUCAUUGUGUUUAGUGUGGCAUUCUUCAUCACACGACUAGUUAUAUAUCCAGUAUGGGUCCUGAACUCCACUAUGUUUGAGAGCUGGGCCAUAGUUGGGCCAUUCCCGUCCUGGUGGCUCUUUAACUUCUUGCUGCUGGUCCUCCAAGUGCUGCAUAUCAUCUGGUUCUACCUCAUAGCCCGUAUAGCUGUCAAAGCCAUGCUGCGGGGCAAGGUGUGCAACGAUGUCCGCAGUGACAUUGAGAGCAGCUCUGAGGAAGAGCGCGACACGCCCACAGAAGGCCUCAAGGCUUCUCCUCACAGUCCCAAAGGAGAAAACGGCACCAACGGCCACUGUGCUUCUGCCAAAGCUCGAGUGCAGAACCACAGCAGCUGGUGACAUGAAGCAGGGAGCCCCCUGCAGUUCAUCCCUCACAACCAAGUCUCCAAGAGCUUUGUUUGUCUUAUGACAUUCCCUUGAUGUGCAAAGCUCACGCCCACACACACACAUACAAUCCACUAUCACACCGACAGUGAGAGCGCACAGAUUUAUGAACUGAAGAUGGAUAUGCAGACACCUGACGUCUGCUUUGAAGAGCCCUGUAAUGACACAUGACACAACUCGAGAGGUGACAUGUAAAAGCCUAGAUGAUAUGGAAAUCAGUUGAAGCAAGUGAUUUGCUUCAACUUAAUUUUCAAAUGAUGGGAUUUUUUUUUGUGCUGAGUUUGGCUGUAGAUGUAAAUUGGUUUCAAUGUUCUCUCCCAGUUUUAUUGGUCAGAUGAACUUGAUUAUUUUUGUGUUGAGGGUUAAUUCACACUGGACCACAAAGGGCAGAAAAUCUGUGGGUUCAAACUCUGAAGUUUGCAUUUCUACUGCGUGAUGUUACAGCAGGUAUUAUAUGUAUAAAUAAUUGUAUUGUUAUGGCUGUGAUAUAUCUUUCAGUUCACUCCAAUGUCAAACGUACAUAUUCUUCCUUCUUACCUAUAGAUUAUUUUGGUGUGAGUUGCUAAGUGUUGGAGAUAUCAGCCAUAGAGAUGUCUGCCUUCUCUCAAAUAUAAUGCAACUACAUGGAACUCAGCUUGUGAUGUUCAAAGCACCAAAAAAAAAAAAAAAAAAA
Molecule: messenger RNA, 2012 nt
Organism: Epinephelus lanceolatus (giant grouper)
Lineage: Eukaryota; Metazoa; Chordata; Actinopteri; Perciformes; Serranidae
Gene: cers5
Product: ceramide synthase 5
Biological process (GO): ceramide biosynthetic process
Cellular component (GO): membrane
Molecular function (GO): DNA binding; sphingosine N-acyltransferase activity
Source: RefSeq, a predicted model, not a curated record